UGGGACAUAGUAAGGGCAAUGCCAUUGAUUCAAAACUAUAUAUUAACCUCUAUAUCUCCCUUGAAAUAAUCAAACACCAAAACGUAGCAAACAACCAAAAAAAGAUAAUAAUGUCUCUAGUGACCGAAGAGAUCAAGGCCAAAUCAGAGGUGUACCGAGGAGAUGAACUGUGCCAAGAGAAAACACAGCUUCUCCUGAAGGAAGUAGGGUUACCCAAUGGGUUACUUCCAUUGAAGGACAUGGAGGAGUGUGGGUACGAAAAGGAGAGUGGGUUCGUGUGGCUGAAGCAGAAAAAGAGCUCAACACACAAGUUCGAGAAGAUUGGGAAGCUUGUGAGUUAUGCCCCUGAGGUCACUGCGUAUGUUGAGGUUGGGAAGAUCAAGAAGCUCACUGGUGUCAAGACCAAGGAGCUUCUUCUUUGGCUCACACUCACUGAUAUCUAUGUCGAUAACCCACCGACCGGAAAGAUCACUUUCCAGAUCUCGUCAGGGCUAUCCCGGUCAUUUCCGGCUUCCGCCUUCGAAGUCGAAGAGAAAGUUAAGGAGGAGAAGAAGGAGAAGGGGAGUGAAGUUAAAGAAGGAGCUGCCGCUGCUGCUGCUGCUGCAACUGCUGUUCAAGUCAAAGAGGUUUGAUUUGAUGAUUUAAAAUGAUGGUGCUAAUUAAGUUCUAGUUAUGAUUAUUAGAUACGGUGUUGGAUUCAAUAAGUUGCUGGUUAACUACUUACUAUCUUUGUUUUAGUAAUUUAAAGUUCUUUCUAAAUCUUGAUUAGUUAGUUAUAAGCUGUGUGUGAGAACCGAUGUGCCUUGUAAUGCAGCUAUAUUUAUAUAAGAGAAAGUCUAGGGCCAGCAACUUUUGUGUUUUGUGGCCAGCACUUAACCAUCAAAAGAAAAGUGAGUGAUCUCUCAUCAUUGGAUGUAAUCUCACACCAUUAAAAUUUAAAAACACUAUUGAUGACCAAUUGAUAGUUACAAAACACAAAAGUUGCUGGCCCUAGCACUCCUCUGUAAUUUAAGGAAGAAUCGUAUGAUUGAUGGUUCUCAUGCUCUGGAAUAAAAGAAAUCUAAUUUACUAUCUAA
Messenger RNA from Arachis ipaensis, 1076 nucleotides. RefSeq lists its product as uncharacterized. The record is from RefSeq and is a predicted model, not a curated record. NCBI's taxonomy places the organism in Eukaryota, Viridiplantae, Streptophyta, Magnoliopsida, Fabales, Fabaceae.